UCUCGUCUCGUCUCGUCCCGUCGUUUCGUCGGGCAGCCGUCAGAAUCGGGCAGGCGUCGCGACGCGGCGUCGCAGUCGGGGGCGCCGCUCGACGAGGAUCGAAUAAGGACGGCGGUCCGCGACGUUAUCGCGCAAACGCCGGGCGUCCCGACGCCUCUGCCCCUCGCGCGGCACGCCGGCGUCGUCGCCGCCGUCGAAACCCCACCCCGUGCGACGACGUCGGUGCACGCGGGGGCCAACCCCUCUAUCCUGGCAUGCCGACGUCCGCCCCUGGCCCUGGCUGGCCAGCCCAGGAUCGUACUAUUACGCCGACGGGGAGCAGCUUCCCUCGCGGGCAACUUGUCUGCCGUGCAACGGCCGACAUUAUCCGCGGCUCGGCCCGUGGCGCGCACGAUUUUCCCUCGCCGCACCGCGCCGCACCGAAACAAACCAGAUAUUCCGCGCGUUUCCGCUCGCUUUCCACCGGGUCGGCGCUCGCGCGGCGGAAAACCGGCGUCUUCCGGUGCCGCGAGUGAAUCCGCUCGGCGACCAGCCGCGGCAGUGUGUUGACAAGGUCCGGCGGCGCGCGCGGUUACGUGAGAACGUGCUUCCGACGCCGGCGUCCACGCAGGAGAUGGCCCGGACCAGGUGAUACCGAGACACCGGAGGGGCCUUGGAACGCUGACAGAUCGCUGUCGCUGGUUCAAGGUCGCCGGAGGGAUUCGGAUGGAAAUAGCCGGGUUCGAGGCGUAAAUUGGUUCAGCGGGGAUCGUUCGCGGCGACGGGAACAGGCGAGCGACGGCCGACGACAGGGAGCAGAGCGGAAGAGACGUCGGCAAAGCCGCUGGGAGCCGACGCCGCUUGUGUUCCAGCUGGUUAAACGAUCCACCAGAAUGUCCUGGAGGCAGGUGACGUCGCGAUGCUGAAGGAAGUCGGCUGCGGAAGCAGCACACCCCCGCCAGGGGAUGGUGCGAUCAGCAAUCGUCAGGUUACCACCGGCGAGAACAACAACACGGAGGGUGGACUGGGCUGCGGGGGUUGCGGCAGGGAGAUAGCCGAGCGAUGGUACCUAAGGGCAGCGGAUCGUGCGUGGCACUGCGGCUGUUUGCGCUGCUGCCAUUGCAGGGUCCCUUUGGCCGCCGAGCUGACGUGCUUCGCCAGGGACGGCAACAUCUACUGCAAAGAGGAUUAUUAUAGGUUAUUCGCCGUCUCGAGGUGUUCGCGUUGCCGAGCGGGAAUCUCGGCGUCGGAGCUGGUGAUGCGCGCCAGAGACCUGGUGUACCAUGUCGCCUGCUUCACGUGCGCCUCCUGCGGCACCCCGCUGAACAAAGGCGAUCAUUUCGGGCAGAGGGACGGCCUGGUUUACUGUAGACCUCACUAUGAGUUGCUCUGCUGCGCGGGGGAUUACGGGAGCGCAACCGGGAGCAUCGAGGACCUCGGCUCGCCGGGGGUGUCGCCGGUUCCGGCGUAUUACAGCGCCGCGGAGCAGAGCCCGAUCACCUCUUCCGGCACGGUGCAGAAGGGCAGGCCCAGGAAGAGGAAGCUGUCGGAAGUGACCGGGUCCGAGCUACCCGUCACCAUGCGGCUCGCUGCCGGAGCACUCGAGCUUCUCCACCCUACCGAACUGUCUUCGUCCAUGGAAUCGUUGGCCGCGUACGACGCGUCUGUCGGCUCGCCCGGCCCCGUGCACCAGAGCCAACGAACGAAGCGCAUGCGAACGAGCUUCAAGCAUCAUCAGUUGCGAACGAUGAAGAAUUAUUUUGCUAUAAAUCAGAACCCCGACGCGAAGGACCUCAAGCAACUGGCGCAAAAGACCGGGCUUUCGAAGAGGGUGCUUCAGGUCUGGUUCCAAAACGCCCGGGCGAAAUGGCGACGGAACAUGAUGAGGCAGGAGGGCAACACGGCGGCGAGCAACGUAGGGUGUCCCGGGACCCCGGUGCCCUCGAACACGGGCGGUUCGCCGAACGUGGGACCGGCAGCCAGCAUCCUAGGGGACAGCAACAGCAUGCCGUCGACCUCGAUGGAGGAGCUGCACGCUCUUCAUCACCUACAUUCCGGCGUUUCCUCCCAGGUCUCGUUCUCGGAUCUUUACUGACGACGGCUUGAGAUGGAGGAAGACAGCUACAGCAGCCUUUCCAGCCAUCUUGGAUGAAGGAUCGCCCUAGCGACUCCGAGCGUUUCUUCUUUAUUCUUUCUCCUUUCCCCUCUCCCUAUUCUUCUUCUUCUUCUUCUUCCUCUACU
Messenger RNA from Megalopta genalis, 2220 nucleotides. Lineage: Eukaryota; Metazoa; Arthropoda; Insecta; Hymenoptera; Halictidae. The record is from RefSeq and is a predicted model, not a curated record.